Bufo bufo (common toad) is the source of this 2252-nucleotide messenger RNA. RefSeq names its product alkaline phosphatase-like. NCBI's taxonomy places the organism in Eukaryota, Metazoa, Chordata, Amphibia, Anura, Bufonidae. Bases 168 to 1742 code for a protein of 524 amino acids. Gene Ontology annotation, cellular component: plasma membrane. The record is from RefSeq and is a predicted model, not a curated record. The transcript is spliced from 12 exons. Gene Ontology annotation, biological process: dephosphorylation. Gene Ontology annotation, molecular function: alkaline phosphatase activity.
AGGACAUAUUUGCAUCUCAAUGGGUUGUCCCGUAAGUAAAACCACUUCCCUCCUUGAACUUUUCUUCAACUUCUCAGUCACAAGUUGCACAAGGCUCGGAAGCUCAGGACACAGGACUACGCACAAGGUGCUGGAGCUGUUCUGACCUUGAGCAAGUGACGGACAGCAUGGACCCGAGAUGGUGGACGCUGCUGCUGGUCAUCAAACUGACCAUGGCACAAAGCUUCCCAGAGCAGGAGAAGGACCCAGAAUACUGGAGGAACCAGGCCCAGGACACCUUAAAACAAGCACUAGGUCUGCAGCAGCUCAACACCAAGAUAGCCAAGAACAUCAUCAUGUUCCUGGGAGAUGGUAUGGGGGUGUCAACUGUUACAGCGACACGAAUCUUAAAGGGCCAGCUUGCUGGGAAACCUGGAGAGGAGACCAUGCUGGAGAUGGACAAGUUCCCAUAUGUUGCUCUGGCAAAGACGUAUAACACCAACGCACAGGUCCCAGACAGCGCAGGCACCGCCACCGCCUACCUGUGCGGAGUAAAGGCCAACGAGGGGACAGUCGGUGUGAAUGCCGCCGCGGUGCGAGGUCAAUGUAACACCACAAAGGGCAAUGAAGUCGACUCCAUCUUAAAGUGGGCCAAAGAAGCAGGGAAAUCUGUAGGGGUAGUGACCACCACGAGGGUUAACCACGCCACCCCAAGUGCUGCCUAUGCCCACUGCGUCAACCGUGAUUGGUACUCCGAUAAAGAGAUGCCUACAGAUGCCGUGGAGGGAGGAUGUAAGGACAUUGCCUGGCAGCUCAUACAUAAUAUCCCAGACAUUGAGGUCAUCAUGGGCGGGGGCAGAAAGUACAUGUUCCCCAAGAACACCCCUGACGUAGAGUAUCCAAAAGAUGAGAAGGCAAAUGGCACCCGACUCGACGGACUGAACCUCACCCAAGUGUGGAGGGAGAAGAAGCCCCGCAACAAGGCAGCACAUUAUGUCUGGAACAGGGAGCAGCUGAUGGCUCUGAGACCACAGGAUGUGGACUACCUGAUGGGUCUGUUUGAGCCGGGAGAUCUGGUGUAUGAACUAGACAGAAAUAAAACUUCUGACCCCUCCCUCUCCGAGAUGACAACAGUGGCCAUCAACAUCCUAAAGAAGAACCCCAAAGGCUUCUUCCUACUGGUGGAAGGUGGACGCAUUGACCAUGGGCAUCACGACGGUAAAGCCCAGCAAGCCUUAAACGAGGCUGUGCAGAUGGACUUUGCCAUAGGCCUUGCAGGGAGCAUGACAUCUGUGGAUGACACCCUGACAGUUGUCACCGCUGACCACUCCCACGUUUUCACAUUUGGCGGCUACACGUAUCGUGGCAAUUCCAUCUUUGGUUUGGCUCCAGCACUAAGUGAUAUCGACCAGAAACCCUACACAUCAAUACUGUAUGGAAACGGCCCUGGAUACAGAAUGGUCGAUGGAAGCCGCGAAAAUGUCUCCACCGUGGAUUAUACUAAGUCAUCCUACCAGGCGCAGUCUGCGGUCCCUCUAAGCCAAGAGACGCACGGUGGAGAAGAUGUCGCCGUUUUCGCCAAGGGUCCAAUGGCACAUUUGCUGCACGGUGUCCAUGAGCAGAACUACAUCCCUCAUGUCAUGGCGUACGCCUCCUGUGUAGGACAGAACCUCAACCACUGCAAGUCAGCAAGCUCAGGGAAGAGCGGAGAGGUCUCAAUGACCCUGCUGUCCAUCGCCCUCGUCGUGCGGCUGGUCCUGUGAGCAGCGGAGACGCUGACCUCCUACCUCACACUGCCCUGCUCCAUUGGAGGACAUUGGCCCUGCUACACCGUCCAGGGGAUCACUCCACAGCAGGUUCUGUGUCACAAGCAGCAGGAAGUUAAAGCCAAAGACUACUUCACAACCACUAGAGGACCAGGCGGAGCACCAGACGCCCCUCUGCACCCCAAUAAUUAUCAGCCCCGGAACCCCAACAUCCAUUUGGUUGAGUGACAAUCAAUGUGGCCACCACUACCGCUCCCGCAGGGGUCGUCGCCCAGCUUUCCCAGGAUACUGAAUGGCACAUUUUUCUUUUUGAAGAGUCUGCCAGUAAGAAGUCUGGGAAAGUUGGGAGACAACCUCUACAGGAGCAGUAAUGACCGCCUAGAGAUAGACCGGACCGUAUUUAUCGAGGAUCGCUCUGGAUUUAGGAGGGAGGGGGACAGAUGAGGAUUUGUACAUUUAUUAGAUUUUAUUCUUGCAUUUAAUUUUCUGUAAAUAAAAAAGAUCUAA